Molecule: messenger RNA, 18800 nt
Organism: Podarcis lilfordi (Lilford's wall lizard)
Lineage: Eukaryota; Metazoa; Chordata; Lepidosauria; Squamata; Lacertidae
Source: the annotation of a GenBank genome assembly
GUCUUCCAUUAAAUGCUAAACUAAAUGAGAAGCAUAUGACUUUGCUUGUCUUUAUUGCAUGAAACUGCAGUUGGUCCAGUUAAAGCUUUGAACGAUAAGAGCAACUAUAUUAACAUAUUAAGUUGAAUAUUUUCCAAUAUAUUAGUCGAGCAGGACUGAUUUAUCAUUUUGCAUUCAAGACUGCAUGCUGACCCAGCCUUAUUUACCCCACAGAAGGAGCUUUUAAAGUUUGACAGUUUUUGUAGUAGUAUCAUUUCAGACUGCUGAAAAUAAUCUCACUCUUGUCUAGCCAUUUGGAAUUAAUGAAGAGAAAACCAUAUUGAAACAGUCACACAAGAGAUCUCAAUCAGCGAAAACGGUAGGUGUUAUCUUCCAAGAAGUUAUCUUAUCAGUUUUAACAAGUUAUUGUAAAAGUUUAUUAUAUACUAGAUUACAUAUGUUAAAAGUUAUAGUAUUUUUUUCUAUUGUAUGCAUGCUAUUUUUUAUAUUUAAAUACAUUGUUAUUACUUUGUUGCAUAUUUCAAAAUUUAGUUUGCUCUACAAAAUAGUCCUUAAGACAAUGAAAAAAAUACUUUUCAGUCCCAGGCUGGGCUCAGCCCUGUUCCUUUUAACUAUUUCAUCACCAUACAUACAAAAUCUAAAACAAUGUUUUGUAUGUAUUUCUAUCAGCACUUAACUCACAAAACAAAUCUCCAAUGUAUCAAUUUGUACUUCUAUUUUUCUACACUGUACAUUGUCAACUUUUUAACAUUGGAAAUAUUUAUAGAAAGAAUGCUAAGAGUUAAUAAUUUUUCCACGUUCCUUAAGCAUUAGAAAUCACUGCCAACUAGACCUCUACGCUUUAAAUAUUGUUUUGAGAGAUUGCUUUUUUUAUUUCCAGUCACAAAGAAAUCAUUCUGCUUAGUCCUUCCAGCUCAAUACAAGCCUCAGCCUCUCAAAAUGAAGACUUUGCAGAAAUUUGGUCUCUUCUUUUAUUUUUUGUUGCCCUUGGUGAAGUUGGCACCACCUAAACAACACUCAGCCACAUUUUAUGACCCUGGUUUGGCCACUCUUGAAGAGACAAUAUUUAAGCAAAGUUAUGAAGACAUAAUAUUUAAGGAGGAUUAUGAAGACAAGCCACAGGAUGCAGUAAAAAAUCAGGUAUUUGACAAGUUCUGUGUUCAUCUAUGCAUGCAAGCAUGUUCCAUGGGUAAUUAUGAAAACAAGUGGAAAAAAUAAGGAUAAUGUAAAGUUAGCCAAAAUAAAAUCAUAAUAUAGUUACACACAAUUGUUUUAUUUUGUUCCUUUAUCAUAGUGGAACUGUUUGGGCACAUAGGAAUGGGCAAUGUGCCAUACCUAUGUGGGCCACAAACAAUGGGUGUGAGCCCACAUUUGCCUUAAUGCAUGACUUUUAUUUCAAAAGUACAUUUUACCAAUUAUCUGUUACAUUAUCAUAAAGAGUGACCAUUCUGCACUGAUAUACAAAAAAUCAAGUGUGGUCCAUUGAUCUAUCAUGAACUCAUUUUCUGGUCUAGACAAGUCUUAGGCUUAUCCCAACCCCCCAAUCCCUUUUGUGUAAAAUAGGUUUAACAGUGGCCUAUUUUAUGAGGGAAACAUUAACAUAUAUUAUAAGGAAUUUUGUGCAUUAUAUAAAUGAUAAACAGCUAUACAGUACAACCCUCAAUUAUUCAAACCAAAACAGAGCAUUGUACCUUAACAAGCCUUAUAAACUGCCACUACAUUUAAUGAAUUUACAAUGUGCUGCCCUAUUCAAUAGUAUUAAAUACCUGCCUUGUGACCAUUCAGUGAUGGGCGGGCUACAAGUACAAAUAAUAAAUAAAUCAGUAUUUAAAAUUAUAUCGUCUAGAAUGUAGUACACAUAUGCAGAAAACCUAUGGUGGAUCAAAGCCUCAUGACAUGAUGUUCAGAGCCAAUGCCAAAAAGAAAUUUAAGGUUUUAGCAUUUAUGUUGUUGUUGCGGUUGCACAUGUGACAAAGCUGGAGCCAAAAACACUCCCAUACUGCCUACUUGCUCUUUCAAGGGAAGUGCAACUCAUCCAGGGCAGCAGUAUUCAUAGAAUCAUAAAGUUGGAAGGGACCCUGAUGAUCAUCUAGCCCAACCCCCUGCAAUGCAGGAAUACGCAGCUGUCCCAUACGUGAAUCAAACCUAAAACCUUGGCGUUAUUAGCACCAUGCUCUAACCAACUGUCACAGUUGGUGACAAUUUAAUUAUUACAUUAUCUGCACAUGUAUUAAGUUCUUAACUGUUUAUUCCUUAAAGAUGUCUAUUUACUAUUUUUAAAAUUGUUUACCUAAAAAGGAGAAAGUGUAACAUUUUAAAUAGAGUAAACUGUGCUUUGCACCAGUAGAUGGCGCUUCAGUAAGAUGAACUUCAGUUUAUAGUACAUAGCUUGCGAAUUUGUUUUAUGCAAAACUAGCCCAUGUAAUGUAAGAUACGUUUAAUGAUGUUUGAGAUUGCUAUAAUCCACCCUGGGUCCUUCAGUGAAGGAUGAGUAAUACAUUUAAUAGUGAAAAGAAGAAGUGAGAAAGGGGUUAAAGAAGGGCAGCCAAAGCGAUUAGAGUACUAAAUGGGGAGAAGCUAAUGUUUCACUUAAAAGAGAACCAAAUACAGGGGUUACAACUGAAGGGUAUUAAAACAAAGACAAAUUGCUUUUCUAUUCAUAAUACUCAAACAGGAUAUGGACAACAAAAUUAACUCAAUGAACAUUUAAGUGCAUCAAAGACUUAAGCUCUUCUCAUGUAUUCAUACAUUUACCUGAAUUUUUGCAAGUAGCACAAUAGUUUGUCACCUCAUAUUUUAAUACCAUUUAUAAUUUCCCUGUCUUUUAAUUCAUGAACAAGAACAACAUCAAAGCAGCAAUACCCAAACUCGGUGGCACAUUUGCAUACCUUGAGGGGGACUGGGGUAUGAUUUAUAAUUAUUUAUAAAACAGCCUGAAGGAAAAAAGACCCAGUAGAACAAAACCCUGCUCACAAGUUUACAGUAAAUUAAAUUAAGUCACCUUGUUGGAUCCCUCCACCAUUCCAUGUCUCUUCAAAACAUGACUACAUAAGGAAAACCCUGCCAAAGAUCUAGCUUGUCCAACAUUCUAUUCUCCAAGGGCCAACAAGAUGCCUAUGGGAAGCUUACAAGCAACUGGUUUUCAGAGGCAUGCUGCUCUCAAUGCUGGGGUAACAUAGCCAUAUAACUAGUACCCCUUGGAGCCAGGAAGCCCCCCAUAUGGCAAUUGUUCCGCUGCAGCCCCAUUGCCAAUCUAUGGGCAGUGACAUCCUCCUGAGGAAAUGCAUACCGGGAUUUCCUCCUAUGCAACUGAAGGCACAAGAAAAUCCCAGAAACAUCACUGUUGUACAGAAAUAGCUGUAACUAUCCAUAGUCAUGCUGCUCUGAGAUUUUUAAACAAGGCAACUCCCAAGUUACGUUCCAAGACACUGCGUGUGUAAGUCAAAUCACAUGUAUUAGAAACACCACUGAAAAAGCCGGCAAACACCCUGUUCUGCCCCCGUUCUUUUUUGUGAUGUUUUUGGGUGGCUUCCAGGUUCAGUGUGAUGCACAUGUACACAGUCACACACAUAUCAGUAACACCUAAAAUGGCCACUGCCUGUAUUAAGCAGUUUAUAAAUGUUUCAUAUACUUAAACAAUAAAUGAAAGGUCAGAGGACCCAGUUGAUGUGAUGAGGGGUGAUCCUGCUUGAUGGCUGAGCAAUAUGGAGUUGCAAAAAGGAUGGUCAGCUCAGUCCCAGUAGUUGUCUCAACUAUAAUGCUGAUGAUAUGGAGCAAAACACAAUCAGUUGUUUGUCCAGCUUCAAAGUGUUGUUGUGGUAUCUGAGAGGCUUUUAUUCCCUCAUUUCAUUUUCCCAGCAGAUCCCAGGGCAGGAUUCUGAACUUCCAAAAUUCUGAUGGAACUACCAAGAGGGCCCCCUCUGCUAAUAUUAACACUGGGGAGGGUCUGUAGGGAAUCAAGGGGCCUUUCAGAUAUUUGAGGUCUAAAUUGUUUGGGGCUUUAAAUACUAGCGUAAGCACCUUAAAUUGGGCCCAGAAAAGAAUUAGCAGCCAAUGCAGCUGUUUUAGAACAGGGGUUAUAUAUGAGUAGUAAAGGCAGCCCCAGCCAGUAAUCUGGCUGUUGCAUUUUGAACCAGUACAAGUUUCUAAGUCAUCUUAAAGGGCAGCUCCAGAGUGCACUGUAAUAAUCCAACCUGGAAGUUAUCAGAGCACUGAGUACUGUGGCCAAGUCAUCUCUGUCCAAACGGGGCCAUAGCUGGCAAACAAGCCAUAGCUGGAAAUAGGCAUUCCUAGCCACGGAGGCCACUUAGACCUCAAGUUACAGUGCUGGAGCCAGGAGUAUCCCCAAGCUAUCAACCUGCUCCUUCCAGUGGAGUGCAAUCCUGUCCAGAACAAGCUGUGUUUACCUCUUGGACUCAAGAAAUUGGAACAUACAACACCUUUGCUGGUCCACAUCCAGCCUGCCACUGCCUCCACACAUCAUCCCACUUCUUAUUAGUCUGAGUGUUCAUUGCAAUUCAGAAUUGGUAACCAUGGUUUGAUCCCAGUUACAGGGAGCACUGGGACACGGGUGGCACUGUGGGUUAAACCACAGAGCCUAGGACUUACUGAUCAGUAGGUCAGCGGUUCGAAUCCCCACGACGGGGUGAGCUCCCAUUGCUCGGUCCCUGCUCCUGCCAACCUAGCAGUUUGAAAGCACGUCAAAGUGCAAGUAGAUAAAUAGGUACUGCUCCGGUGGGAAGGUAAACGGCGUUUCCGUGCACUGCUCUGGUUCGCCAGAAGCGGCUUAGUCAUGCUGGCCACAUGACCCGGAAGCUGUACGCCGGUUCCCUCGGCCAAUAAAGCAAGAUGAGCGCCGCAACCCCAGAGUCAGCCAUGACUGCACCUAAUGGUCAGGGGUCCCUUUACCUUUACAGGGAGCAUUAAACCCACAACCUCCCAGUUCAGUCAUCACAGCAAACUACCAGCCAGGUUAUACUGUAUUAAGCUGGGUGUGCCAGGGAAAGAAGCUCACAUGCGGUGCAUGCAUGAUCCAAUAAAUCAUGGUUGUUGGGCCAGGAACAUGACAUCUGAUCUGCCCACUAGCAAAUGGAAAUAACAAAGUAUUGCUUAAUUUAACUGUCUGUAUUCAACAUGAGGUGUCACAUGAAGUUACCCUAUCCCAGAAGUACUGCUGAAUGUUAGAUUUUGGUGUGUGUGUUUUAAACUAGAUUGUUUCCAGUGCUCCAGGAAAUGUUCCAGACAAUGUGGUUUAUUAACUUUUAAAGGUUUUACCACCACUAUUGAAAAAUAAUAUAUUAAUCCCUGCAUGUAUUUUUAUAACUUCCUACAUAUAAGGAAAGCAAUGAUAUGCUCCUUUUCCACGAAAAUGAACUGCAAAUGCAGAGAGAUGAAGAGAUACUUAGUGAGGGAUCAACAAAUUUAACAGGUAAGAUUUUACCACAUUACAGUAUAAUAUCAAGCUUAAAACAAACAAACAAAAUAGUUACCAAAAAUGUGAGAAAGUAUGCACACUGACAUAAGCAUCAGAAUUCAACUUGCCACUUGCUUGGAGCAAGUAAUGAUUGCCCUGAAUGAACCACAAAGUGCAAGAUGCACUGGUCUCCCCUUCUCCCCUAUUUAUAAUGCUUCUAGUCAGAGAAGCAUGUUUUGGCAGCUGUGUGCAUACACACUCACAUACUCCAGGCUUUAAAAAUUGUACUUUUUUUAUAAGCCUAGACAGCAAGCACAUGCUCACAGAUAUCACAGAGUUGCAUUUUCCCAGACAAAAAUGAUGCCAGAGAAAGCAGAAAGCUCAGCAACAGAUCUCACUUCUCAACUACAGUGUUAGUGCUGACAAUAUGUGAUCAAUCAGUGUUGGGUCUAGCUGCUUCAGAAUCAUGACUAAGGUUUCUCAGUGUCAGAAGAACAGGGGAUGGAGAACAAAAAUACAGUGGUACCUCGAGUUAAAAAUGCCUCAGGUUACAAACACGUCAGGUUACAAACUCCACUAACCUGGAAGAGUUACCUCAAGUUGAGAACUUUGCGCCAGGAUGAGAAUGGAAAUCAUGUGCCAGCGGCACAGUGGCAGCAAGAGGCCCCAUUAGCGAAAUCCUCUAGUUAAGAACAGUUUCAAGUUAAGAACGGACCUCCGGAAUGAAUGAAGUUCAUAACUAGAAGUACCUCUGUAGGCAAUAGUGAAGUGAGUAAAUUCCUCUCCUUGAAAACAAAUGAGGAGGAUUGAACCCAUUUGUCAUAUGAAAUUUCAUUCCAAUAUCCUAAGGUUUGAGAAAUAUUACAAUUAAAGCAAAUAAAAAGAAAAUAGAGACUAUUUCUCAUGAUCUGACUAUUAAACCUGGAAUUCUAGUUAACCUACAUUUGUUAUCCUUUCAUCUAUCUGUAUUUUUCAACCCAUACAACAAUAAGAAAUGGAGUUGAAAACAUUUUAGAAAGAAUACGUACACUAUCUCAAAUUUACAAGAUAUGGUAAGUUUCUAUGCUUUAGAAAUCUAAAUUCUAAAAUUUACUAGGUCAAGUCUGUUUGAAUAAAGUGCUAUGUAAAAAAUUCUGUUGACUGACACUAAAUUCAAAACUGUCUGAAGGCCUCAUGUGAUAUGAGUAAAAAAAUGUUUCCAUAUCCUAAUGUCUGCAAAAUGCAUGUAAGACAAUUUGAAUAUAGCAUUUAUGCCCCAUAAAGUGUGCCACUAGGACUGACAGACAAUCAACCGUCCAACAUUCCACUUACAUAGAAACAAAAUUAUCUUAUUUCAGAUUUGGCUACUUGUCUGCUGUGUGUUUGUUUAAGUGGUUCAGUUUACUGUGAAGAAACAGAUAUGGAAAGUGUUCCAGCUCUGCCAAAAGAAACUGGCUAUCUUUAUGCACGUUUCAACAAAAUCAAGAAGCUGAAAGUAUCUGAUUUUGCUGAAAUUCGUAAGUAUAUACUUGAUUUAAAACUACAUACCAUACUUCUUGACUAUACUAAAGGUUUGGGUAAAACAUUAAAAAUACAUUUCAUUACCUUUAAAUUCAUGUCCAUAUACUACUACUACUGAAGGUGAAUUACAUCUCAUUCAUAAAAUUUUAACUGCAACCAUCUAUAUUAGUAAACAAAUAAACACUGACCAAGAUCACUCUAUUCUUUUUAAGUUCAAUUCAUUUAUUAUUCUUAUUUUUAAAACUUAUUUUUUCAGAUAAAUAACCACAGGUAUUGUAUGAAUCACCAUCCUGGAAGAAGCAAUCCUUUCCCACACAAGGGACUAUCUCUUUACAUGAUUCCUGUGGCCACAAAGUCAGACCUAGAUAACAACUAAGAAAGAACAUUUUAAUUUUCAGCAGUACCAUUUUCUUCAUAUGCAUAUACAUGUAUGGUUAAUUAAGUAUUUAAUUGAUUAAUUAAUUAAUUAUAGAAUCAUAGAAUCAUAGAGCUGGAAGAGACCACAAGGGCCAUCGAGUCCAACCCCCUGCCAAGCAGGAAACACCAUCAGAGCACUCCUGACAUAUGGUUGUCAAGCCUCUGCUUAAAGACCUCCAAAGAAGGAGACUCCACCACACUCCUUGGCAGCAAAUUCCACUGUCAAACAGCUCUUACUGUCAGGAAGUUCUUCCUAAUGUUUAGGUGGAAUCUUCUUUCUUGUAGUUUGGAUCCAUUGCUCCGUGUCCGCUUCUCUGGAGCAGCAGAAAACAACCUUUCUCCCUCCUCUAUGUGACAUCCUUUUAUAUAUUUGAACAUGGCUAUCAUAUCACCCCUUAACCUCCUCUUCUCCAGGCUAAACAUGCCCAGCUCCCUUAGCCGUUCCUCAUAAGGCAUCGUUUCCAGGCCUUUGACCAUUUUGGUUGCCCUCCUCUGGACACGUUCCAGUUUGUCAGUGUCCUUCUUGAACUGUGGUGCCCAGAACUGGACACAGUACUCCAGGUGAGCUCUGACCAGAGCAGAAUACAGUGGCACUAUUACUUCCCUUGAUCUAGAUGCUAUACUCCUAUUGAUGCGGCCCAGAAUUGCAUUGGCUUUUUAGCUGCCGCGUCACACUGUUGGCUCAUGUCAAGUUUGUGGUCAACCAAGACUCCUAGAUCCUUUUCACAUGUACUGCUCUCAAGCCAGGUGUCACCCAUCUUGUAUUUGUGCCUCUCAUUUUUUUGCCCAAGUGCAAUACUUUACAUUUCUCCCUGUUAAAAUUCAUCUUGUUUAUUUUGGCCCAGUUCUCUAAUCUGUCAAGGUCGUUUUGAAGUGUGAUCCUGUCCUCUGGGGUGUUAGCCACCCUUCCCAGUUUGGUGUCAUCUGCAAAUUUGAUCAGGAUGCCCUUGAGUCCAUCAUCCAAGUCGUUGAUAAAGAUGUUGAAUAAGACCGGGCCCAAGACAGAACCCUGUGGCACCCCACUAGUCACUCUUCUCCAGGAUGAAGAGGAACCAUUGAUGAGCACCCUUUGGGUUCGGUCAGUCAGCCAGUUACAAAUCCACUGAGUGGUAGCAUAGUCAAGACCGCAUUUUACCAGCUUCUUUACAAGAAUAUCAUGGGGCACCUUGUCAAAUGCCUUGCUGAAAUCAAGGUAGGCUACAUCCACUGCGUUCCCUUCAUCUACCAGGCUUGUAAUUCUGUCAAAAAACAAGAUCAGGCUAGUCUGACAUGACUUAUUUUUCAGAAAUCCAUGCUGACUAUUGGUGAUCACAGCAUUCCUUUCUAGGUGCUCACAGACUGUUUGCUUAAUGAUCUGCUCCAGAAUCUUCCCUGGUAUUGAUGUCAAACUGACUGGGCGGUAAUUAUUUGGGUCCUCUCUUUCCCCCUUUUUGAAAAUAGGGACAACAUUUGCCCUCCUCCAGUCUGUCGGGACUUUGCCUGUUCUCCAGGAAUUCUCAAAGAUGACUGCCAGUGGUUCUGAGAUCACAUCUGCCAGUUCUUUUAAUACUCUUGGAUGCAGUUCAUCUGGCCCUGGAGACUUGAAUACAUCUAGACUAGCCAAGUAUUCUUGUACUAUCUCCUUAGUUAUUCUGGGCUGUGUUUCCUCUGCUGAAUCAUUUGCUCCAAAUUCUUCAGGUAGGGCAUUGUUUUCUUUAUCGGAGAAGACUGAGGCAAAGAAGGCAUUGAGGAGUUCAGCCCUUUCUGUGUCCCCUGUUUGCAUUUCACCAUCUUCUCCUCUGAGUGACCCCACUGUUUCUUUGUUCUUCCUUUUGCUAGACAUACCCAUAAAAGCCUUUUUUGUUGCUUUUAACCUCUCUAGCAAGCCUGAGUUCAUUCUGUGCUUUAGCUUUUCUGACUUUGUGUCUACACGUGCUGGCUAUUUGUUUGAAUUCCUCUUUGGUGGUUUCCCCCCUUUUCCAUUUUUUGCACACAUCCUUUUUUAAUCCUAACUCAGUCAAAGGUUCUUUAGAUAGCCACCCUGGCUUCUUUAGGCACCUUCCAUGUUUCCGUCUCAUUGGUAUUGCCUGAAGUUGUGCUUUUACUAUCUCCCUCUUAACAAACUCCCAGCCAUCAUGAACUCCCUUUCCUUUUAGUAUUACUGUCCAUGGGAUCUCACCCAGCACUUCCCUAAGUUUUAUGAAGUCGGCUUUCUUAAAGUCAGAAAUUGAGUCCUAGUAUGCUUGGCUGCUCCUUUCCGCUGUAUAGUAAACUUCAGAAGAGCAUGAUCACUCGCGCCUAAUGAUCCUUCCACUUCUACCCCACUAACCAGGUCAUCAACAUUGGUUAGGACCAGAUCUAAAAUGGCUGUUCCUCUUGUUGCUUCUCCCACUUUCUGGACAAUGAAGUUGUCUGCAAGGCCAGUGAGGAAUCUGUUUGACAUUAUGCUCUUGGCUGAGUUUGACAUCCAACAAAUAUCCGGGUAACUGAAGUCCCCCAUUACUACUAUCUCCCUUCCUUUUGCAUGCUUGGCCAUCUGUUCCAGGAAGGCAUCAUCUAUGUCCUCCGUUUGGCUUGGAGAUCUAUAGUAAACUCCCACAAUGAGGUCAUUGUUAUUCUUCUCUCCCUUAAUUUUGACCCAGAUGCUCUCACUUUGGCUUUGAGGUUCUAAAUCUUGGAUCUCUUCACAGGUAUACACAUCCCUGACAUAUAACGCCACUCCUCCUCCUUUCUUGUCUGGUCUGUUUCUCUGAAAUAGAUUGUAUCCCCCCAUUAUUACAUUCCAAUCGUGGGACUUAUCCCACCAGGUUUCAGUGAUGCCUAUUAUGUCAUAUUUAGUUUGCUAUACCAAGAGCUCAAGCUCAUCUUGUUUAUUUCCCAUGCUUUGCGCAUUAGUGUACAGACAUUGAAGUCCAUUAAUCAUUCCCCCAUGUCUCUUAUUUAAGGAUUUUUUCCUCCCACCACUAGGUCUGCGUGCUGUUUGCUCCAUUUGGUCUAUGACAUUUGGAUGAUCAUCUUCAUCAAUUGAUAGACUCCUACCUUCAGGAGCACUGUCUCCCUCCCCCACAUUAGUCAGUUUAAAGCCCUCCUGAUGAGGUUUCUGAGAUUUUUGGCAAAAACAUUUCUCCCAACCGUUGUGAGGUGCAGCCCAUCGCUUGCCAGAAGUCCAUCUUCAAGAAACUGCAGUCCGUGAUCUAAGAAUCCAAACCGUUCCUGUUUACACCAUUUGCGAAGCCAUCUGUUCACUUCCACUAUUUUUCCCUCUCUCCCUGGGCCAUGUCGUUCAACUGGGAGGACAGAUGAGAUGACAAUUUGUGCAUUUAAUUGCUUUAAUUUCCUGCCCAGAGCCUCGUAGUCUCUUUUGAUCUUCUGGAGGCUAUUGCUUGCAGUGUCAUUGGUUCCCACAUGAACCAAGAGGACGGGGUAUUUGUCAGUGGGUUUUAUGAUUCCUUGCAGUCGUUCAGUUACAUCUUGGAUCUUAGCCCCGGGGAGACAGCACACUUCCCGAGACAUCUUGUCAGGCCCACAGAUCACUGCUUCUGUUCCCCUCAGUAGGGAAUCCCCUAUCACUACUACACGCCUCCUCUUAGGUUUGGUCGGGGUUCUUCUGUGAGCUGUCCGUUCCAAGGUCGCCUGCACAUUCCCUGAGGACUGACUUUGCUGCUCGUCUUCAUAUACCUGAUCGACUGUAAUGAGGGAGAGAUCCUCAAAUGGAGUCUGCUCUUCGUCUUCCAUGCUAGGGGAGAGGACCUCAAAGCGAUUGUGUAUUUCUAAACAAUCAGAGCGAACCCUGGGCCUCCUACUUCUUUGAGUCACGUUUCUCCAUAUAUCUGGCUCCUGUGUUGGUGAACUAGCCUCCUUCUCAGGGGAGUCCCCUGUCUCCUCCUUGGUGGAGACGGUGUGCUCUGUUGCUUCCAAGAAGAGCUCCAGCUCUCUAAUUCUUUGGAGCGUAGCUACACGUUCCUCCAGUUGGUGGACUUUGUCUUUUAAGAGGGCAAUCAACAUGCAAUUGCUGCAGGUAAAGCUGCCUGCAACCUUUGGCAAGAUGGCAAACAUUGCGCAGGAACCGCAGGCGACUGCAGCUGUUCCCUCCCCCUCCAUCUUGAGAACAUGUCGUUGGGGGUGGCUACAGCGGUCCUCCAUCAUAAAAAGCGUGAAGACAGGACAAAUAACUCCCCCCCCAAAAAAACCCCUAGGUCUCCCCCAACAAACAUUUGAGACUAGCUCCCCUAAAUCUAAAAGAUGGAUCAAACCUUUGCACAGGGAGAGCAGCUAAUCAGCCACAAGGAAACACACACACACAAGAAAUUAAUAUUUCUUCAUCAAUGACAACCCUAGAAAUAAGAUAAAACAGCAUAGUACUUUCCUUGAACAAUGCCCACUGAAUGAGAAAGGAUUAAUCCUAGAACUCCUUUCUGUAAGUUGAACACAGUGCUACUCUAGGAGGAAGACCAAAAAAAGAAUACAUGCUCAUAGAUUAGCAGGGCAACAUUGUGUAAGCUGGCAGGAAGCAGACACUGGGUACCCUUGAGCAGCCUGAUCAAAUGCCAAAAUCUCAGCAAAAAGGGAUUAAAAAAAAAAGUAGCUUUAGUACUGUGGUUUAAACCUUCCUACAGAGCCAACCACCCAGCUCCUCAGAGGGCUGCAGAGCAAUCAUUUGAUUAAGUGGUAAAAGAGAGAUAACAGCUGAGGAGGUGAGCCUGUUUGUGCACUUUUAUUACUGAGUGUAGUGGUGGGGGGCUUCUCUUCUCUGACAGCCCAUAUGCACAGAAGAGGAAUGAGCACUCCUUUGCACUAGUCUGCUCACUCAGUUGCAUGAAAUUCCUGGUCGUCUGUGGUUACCAGGCUAGUGCUUAAAAGAAUGAAUUAGACAUUUACAAUUGGUGCUGCCACUGUAAAGGAAGAACAUUGGAGGACAUUGAAGGCAAGCUUAGUUUAUUUGAAGCUCUUCCGAGGAGAAAAAUUAUCAGCGCAAUACCCAGGACUCCAUAACUAGGUUGCACAGCACAGCCUACUAUGCAGCAACACUUUACUAGGGGCUUAGCAGGUGAUUGCUUACAAAACGCAUCAGAGCCUAUCUUUUCUUUCUUUCUUCUUUUUUAGCCACACUGAAAAGAAUAGAUUUGACUGGAAAUAUGAUACAAGAUAUUGAAGAUGGGACCUUUGCAAAACUAGUAUUAUUAGAAGAACUUUCACUUGCUGAUAACAGACUUGCCAAGCUUCCAGCUUUGCCUCCAAAGCUAACUUCACUGAAAGCAAACAAUAACUUUAUUAAAAGCAGAGGAAUUAAAGCAAACGCUUUCAAGGUAAUAAAAUUUAUUAUUACAAUUGAUUCCUAUGUCAUGCUAAGCCAAACCAUGGCUUAGUGCAACAUGUACGCUCCAUGAGAGAACAUCCUGGCCACUUGGUUCCUCCUCAGUUGUUUUGCUGCUGUGCUACAGUGAGCCAUGGCCUGGUGUGUGCACGUCGUCCGAACCCAAUCUUGUGGUUUAGCUCUUCAGACUAUCUAAGAACUAUACCCAAGAUUUGUCCUGUAGUUUAUAGUUUAUGCUUUGGGAAGCUUUUCUACUUCUUCAAUACAAUAUUGCAUGGGAUCCCAAUCCAAAGGACCAUACAACUAGUUUUGCAUCCCCAAGAGGGCUGUCAUCUUGUUUCUUAACAUAGCAGCCCACCAUGCUACAUAGCAUUUCACCAUUUUUUGCUCAAAAUAUCCAAAAACAAGUUGUUCAGAAUUAAUGUUAUGAAAAGAAGAGGUAAAGUAGCAUAAAUAAACUGGGAUUUAAUUCAUUAAUUUUGGCAUGCUGAAUGGCUUAUAUAUGCCCAGUGAAAUCUUUGAUCCUCUUCAUGCUCCUCUCUCCGCAUCUACAGCAUCUAUCAUAUUGGUGUUGGUCCAAAAGAACUGAAGGAGAUCACUUUUUUAAAAAUGUGUUAUUCUUUUUAGAUUAAGUAAUAUAUUUAUUUAUACUACAGGCUUCAAACAUCUUUCAACACAACUGAAUAGCCCAAUCCCUAUCAAUAGAUCCAAUUAGUAACCAAUUAUCUUGUUUAAACUGCUUGUAAAACAGUUUCUUUCCCCCUCCUUUUCUGUUUCUCUUUUACAGAAGCUGACCAACUUGUCAUUUCUCGACCUAGGACACAAUUUACUCGAGUCUGUCCCACUUAACUUGCCAGAGAGCCUGCGUACUCUGAAUCUUCAGGUCUGAAAACAUUUUGUUGCUGUUGCACAAAGAAAUAUUUGUAUGUGUGUGUGUAUACACACACACUACCAAUGGCCCAAGAGAACUCAGCUUUACAAUUUUUUGUUUCAUUUUUGUAUUUUAAAAUACUUCAUCAGAAAGGUGGUUUAUAAAUUAAGUUAAUAAAUAAAAUAAAAUAGAAGUUGUGCACUGAAAGCAUAAGCAAGGGAAACAGCAACCUGGCCAAUAAAGAAUACUGUUCUCUGGUAACUUACAGAUUCUUCUGAAGGGAUAUGUUACUGUAGCGUAGGGACUCCCAUUUGUAAUCUAUAGGAAUCUGCAAGUUUUAUUUUUCUUCAUGUAAAGAAGAAAUUUUCAGGGCAGAAUACCAUGCAAUAGACAAACAAUGUUGUAUAGGAAGAGCCAUGAAGGAACCAAACAUUAGUGUAAGGAGUUUGGAAAAACCAUGUCCUAUAUACAAUGUACAUAUUUAUAACAGAAAUCAUUAUAGUGCUGUAGAGAGAAGUAUUGAAUAGGAUUUCAAUGAAAGAAAACAUCAAACUAGUAUAUCUUUUAACUAGCAUUGGAACUUCAGAUUUUUCAAGUUCACUGUUUUGAUUUGCAGUUCAACAACAUAACCAGCAUCACAGAUGAAACAUUCUGCAAAGGGAACAAUCAGACCCGUUACGUUCGGCAACGCAUGGAUAUCAUAAGAAUGGAUGGCAACCCAGUCAUCUUGGGAAAGUACCCCAAUGCUUUUAUGUGCCUGAGAACCUUGCCUAUAGGCACAUACUUUUAAUUAUUAACAAAACUGAAAAUGGUAAAAAGUAGGUAAAGAUUACCAUUUUAUCACGGUUUCAAUUUGUCUUUCCAUGUUAAUAUCUUCACAUAUGUAUAUUCAACACUUUUAGCCGUUAUAACUUCUACCUUAACUUGGUGAAAUUGCACCUUCUGAUUUAAUAAGCCUGAGCCUUUUUUAUUUCUAGAACUUAGACUCAAAUAUAAAACCAGUAACAUAUUCUUUUUUUCAAGGGAACCAAUCUACAGGCAAUGCCCCAUCUAUGUGCAUUCAAUAUGUGCAUGACCAUGUAAAUGCGCAUCACGCUGAACCCGAAAGUGGCCCAAAAAAUCACAAAAAGAGGCAGAAUGGGGCGAUGGUGGGGAACAGGGUGUUUGCAGGCUUUUGUUUUCAACUGUGUUUCAAGUAUGCACUAUUUCACUGACACGUGCAGUACCUCGGAACGUAACCCCCACAUAAAUGGGGGGUUGCCUGUAUUUCAAAAGAAUAAAUGCUUUAACGCUGUGUGGAGAAUAAUCAGCUGAUGUAGAGAGAAUGGGUAGCAUUCUCAUGUGACCAGUCUAAUGUGUUUUAUAUAGGAAACACAUAAUGCACAACAUAGGAGAAAUGAGACAGACUUUGCUGAAGCAGAAUAAACUUUUGUUAUUUUCUAGCAAACAUAAAGUAGCUGGAUUUAAGACACCAGUUUUUUGUCUAAUGGCAAAGUAGGACACAAUAUAUUGGGGAUAAAAUGGAGGCAACAAACAGCUUUUCAUCUUUAAUCAGUAACAGACCUACAAAUAGAUCUGAGGAAGUUUCCCAUUGUUUAAAGUUGGCAACUUCUUAGUUUGCUUUUCCACUUACAGAAACGGAAGUGUGAAGAGAAAGCAAAGGGUCUGUGUAAAGGUGCAUGAACCUCAUACAAAUCCUAGGUUAUUAAGCCAGGAUUUCAUCAUGUGAAUGAGACCAGUCAGAUUGAGUUGUUUAGAUUUCUGAAUCAGAAAUAGUCAGCACCUGAAACUCAUGCUUGGCAAUAUUAAUAUUGCUUAAAAGAUACCAUGCAACAUAGUCUCUGCAUUGAACACUGUUACCAAAAAACAAUUACUCAUUAUCUGAAAAACCCUGAAGAAUAUUAAUAACUGAACAAUUCAUAAUGUACCUUAUUGACACUCUUUAAGCUGUCAAUGUACUUAGAAGGGACAUGCAUCCAUUUUGGUAAUAUUAAGUACAGUCCUAUACAAUUCAAAUAGGUAUUUACAGACAACCACAAUCUUAUGCACAAUUCUAAGUUAUUCCUAUUGAGCUCUGUGGAACUUGAUUCUACCCAAUCAUGCAUAGUACUCUGCAGUAAGAAUAAGCAAUAACUGUGAAUUUUUAUUGUAUUUAAUAUAUCACUCUCCUCAAGCCACCACAUGACUAUUUUUAGAUUGUGAUAUCUGUGCUGUGAUCAGCCAGAGUUUAAACCCUUAUCUCAAAACAGAAGUCAUUUGGGCUGGUUAGAAUAUAAUUGUCCAACUUUGUGUAUGUCAGCUGAAGACUUCUUCAGAAGUACCUUUUUAUCAGUAAAUUCUGCGUUCUCUUUUUUCAUACCAGAUACGUUCUUUUCUGAUUUAAUUAUUUACUAGUAUUGAAGAUUUUUACAGCUAUUAAGCUCUGCUCUAGCUAUGCUGCUUUAAUUGUACUAUGUAUCCAAUCUCAUUUACAUGGCAAAAUCUUUAGAGAUUACUGUUUGUUUUUAGUUUGUGUGUGUUACCUAUUGACUAAAACUCUAACAUGUCUAAUAAUACAAACCAUCAGAAAGAAAAAGUAAGAAAGAGGACAUACUUCACUACUCCUUUGUAAGUAAAUGGUCUUCUAUGACUGGGCAAAGAUGGUAAUACAUAGUUUGUCUUUGGCAAAAGAUGUGGUUGGGCAAUGGCACCAAAUCUCACUUCCAUUUUAUUACCUCAAUCCUUUCCUUAUUUGAGCACUUUCAAUCUCCACCUACAGCCAGGUAGAUUGAAAGUUUAUUUGAUCACAGCAUCUUCCUCAGUCUUACGUUUCAUGAUUUGCCACUCCUCCUACUACAUCCUAUGACAAACAAAUUGAACCCUUUAUUUGCUCUCCACUAAACCCUUCUCCCCUUCCCUCAAUAGGCAUAUUGGGGGAAUUCUCAAAUUGUUGUGACCCAGUCCCCAGUCCUCUUCUAUGACAAUUCCAGAGUUACCAGACUCUGAAUUUGUGACUAACAGUUCAGACUUACAGAUGAGGAGUCUUGUCAGCCUACCAACCACACAAUGAUCCCGACUCUCCCAGAACCUCAACAGACAAGACAGUGAAAAGUUUCAAGCUCGGCAGUCCACACAAACAUAAAACAUUAUUUUUGAGGGACUGAGAUUUUUAAAAUAGCACAGAACCAAACAACCAUGAAUUUAUAUUUUCCCCAAAACUUGCAGUAGCAUUAAAUUAACCCAUAUUUCAAAAACCAAUGUCAUUCAGUUUCCUCUUGUUCCAUAAUGAAGCUGGUUAACAGAGAAAAAGGAAGGUUUAAAAGAAAGCAUAACUUUUCAAAACACUACCUUGAAAUGGGUCAAAGUGCGUUUCCGAUGAUCACACCACUCAGUGAAAUAGGAGAGACAUUUGAAGAACAGCAAGAGAUUCCCACUCUCUUCAACUCUAGAAAACAACAUUAUGCCAUAAAAAAAUAUUUCCGUCCCCCUUACAAAAAUACAUUUAUAAUUUUUUUUAAAAUCUUUAGAUCAUCAUUAGAUUAUCUUUAGGCCCUCUGUUGGAAAGAACUUGCUAAAGCUGUUCAAACCAAAUACCACAUCAUUUUGUGUAUCUUCUGUUUAGGGUGUGAUUUGUUGUACUGUUUUAAACAGAUCUUGAGAGGCUUAGUCCUGAUUUGGAUGCAAUGUUAAUCCAUAGUUUGUUUAGCUUAACUAUAAUUUGUUUGUACAUCUGAAACCAUAGUUUGGGGCCAACAAACCAGUACUGUAGAUUACAGUUUACAGUUGCUUUGUAAAACUCAGUUUGCAUUAACUGUGAUUUGUAAUUACAGCUGUGUUCCAUAUCCUGGUUUAAUUCUUAAUUGCAUUGCUCCACGAAUGCUGCACACUCACCUACACAGAUACAAGUGAAGGGUUGCUGAAAAUUUAUCUGCUUGCUUGGUUAAGAAACUGUCACUGACACUUUCACAGACCUCACACACCCUACUCACUCUGCCUGGCAGCUCCAUUCCCUACCAUCUCAUGAUUGUCAAGCUUCCAGCAGCAAUGAUGGAGUGGGAAGGCAGGGAAGAGACCACAGGCACUUUUACUCAUAUCUAACAAAGAAUACAUGUUAAAAGCACACAUUUGCAAGCCCUACCAUCACCGACAAACUCUGGGCAGGAUUAAUCUAACGAGUCCCAUCAGGAACUCCUGAAAUUGAUUAAGGUGAACAAAAAAUAAAAUGCUUCUGAAGUUCUCCAGCCAUUUGAGAGGUGGGAACAUAUAAACCCAAGGAUCACUGCAAAUUGUGCAAGUCACGCUAAACCACUGUUUACAGUCACAUGAAAAUGAAGUUGUUAAAAGAAAAUUGUAACACAUGCAAAAAACAACAACUUAUGAACCACAAGCUACGUGUGAUAACUUUUAAUGAUGUUGAACAAGGAAAUGUUUCAGAAUUGUUGGAUUCUACAUUAAGUCUUACAAAAAAAAAGGGGGGGUUUUAGAGUACCAAAGCAUGAUUACGUUUUUGCACCCAUACUGGGGUGGGGGGGUCAAAAGCAGUGACCCUUCCAGUUAUGGCAAAAAAUGCUUCAUGUUUUACCCUCCUCCACUACCUACAAAUGUAAGAGUCUUUCAGUGCUUAAUUGGAUCCAGAUGUGAUUUAAUACUCACUUCUGGCACACUACUGAUGGACUCAAAUUUCAGUUGGCUGGUAGGCAAAAGUCAAGUUUAAAUGCUUCAUACUGCAUCAAGUAAGCAGCUUUUGAAAUAAUUACGCAAUGAGUUAGUUGUGUGAUGAUGAUUUAACAAUCAAAUCUAGCAUGAAAGCCAAACACUCGUUUAUAAGAUUUUUUGGGGAAACUCUUUCCCAUCAUUAUUUUGGUGAAUGUGCCACAUCAAUUAUGUUAGGCAAGAGCUGGUAUGCCAAAGUAAACCCAGUCUGGUUUGCUAAAUAUCAAUGGGCACUAUAUACAUAUGAAAACUGUUACUGCAUGAAAUCAACACAGUAAAUCACUUUGUGUGACCCAUACAACAGAUUAUACUAAACAUUGGCUGCCACUUUUUAAGUUGCUCUCAGAAAUGGGCAGAACUUCUGAGAUGCCACUGCCUAUUUCCACAGAUGAAGAGAAAGAGUCAAAUGUACUGCAACCAGCAGAGAAAUUCAAGAUCAGUUAGGCUCAGGGAAAUACCACAUGCUGAAAUAGAAAUCCUCACAAGAAAACCUACAUUUAUGUACUGCAAAGAUGCUGAGCUUAUUUUUUUCAUUUAUCUUUACCUUAAUUUUGCGGCCAAGCAUGUUUCUAAAGGAUCUAAAUAGUUAAAAAAUAAAAAUAGCCAUAUUGAGG